GUGUUAGAAAUUGAAUUCAGUAGAGUGUACACAAACUUAAUUUCUUACCUGAGUGGAGUGUACGCAGAUUUAAAAAGUCUCUCUCUCUCUCUCUGCAGCUGUUGUUUCAGACUUUCAGUUACAAUGCUUUUCUUUGCGUGUUAGCUGGCUGAACUACCGAAUCAAAGCAAGAUGGAGUGUUUCCUGACAGAGUUGGGGAAGACACUUACGGAGAAAGUGCUAAACAAGACAAUAGAAAAAUCAAGCAAUAUAUUUUGCUUCACAUGCAUUGUUAAAGAAUUCAAUGAAGAAAAGGAGAAGUUGGAAGCAGGAAGGGCAACUUUGAGGGAACAGUUUCAAGUGGCUACCAAUAAAGGAAAAGGUAUCAAAGCUGAUGCUCGAUUUUGGGAAAAACAUGCUGGCAAGCAUAUUCAAGAGAACACCGAGACAAAAAAGAGUUGUUUUUUUGGAUUUUGCCCUGAUUGUAUUUGGAGAUAUAAAAGGGGAGAAGAGUUGGCAACAAAGACAAAGGAGAUUAGAAAACUAAUGAAAGAAAAAUUUGAAAAUGUUGAACUUGAUCGUCAUCUUCCAGGUGUUGAGCGUUAUUCUUCUCAAGAUUACAUUUCUUUUGAAAGCAGAAAGUUGAAAUACAAAGAGCUUUUAGAUGCACUAAGAGAUGACAACAAUUAUUUAUCUGGAUUGCAAGGAAUGGGGGGCACAGGAAAAACUACAUUGGCAAAAGAAGUGGGUAAACAACUUAAGACAUUGGAGCAAUUCGAUCAUGUCAUCGAUACCACAGUGUCAUUUACUCCUGAUAUAAAAAAGAUUCAAGAUGAUAUUGCUGGGCCCUUAGGAUUGAAAUGGGAGGACAUUAGUGAAUCAGGCCGACCUAAAAAGUUGUGGAGCAGAUUAACCAAUGGUGAGAAAAUUCUGCUGAUAUUGGAUGAUGUGUGGGGAAAUCUCAAUUUUGAUGACAUAGGGAUUCCAAAGAGUGAUAAUCACAAAGGAUGCAAAUUACUUGUAACCACACGCAAUCUGAGGGUUUGCAACCAAAUGGUAUGUGAAAAGACAAUUCAACUAGAUCUCUUGAAUGAAGAAGAGGCAUGUAGUAUGUUCAAAUUGCAUGCCAAUCUAACUGAUAAUUCCUCCCAAAGUAUCCUCAAGAAGGGACGUAAAAUUGCAACUGAAUGCAAAAGACUACCAGUUGCAAUUGCUACUGUUGCUAGCAGUUUGAAGGGACAAAAACGCCAUGAAGAGUGGGACAUUUCACUAAAGACCUUACAGAAGUCUGUGUCCGUGGGAGGUGUUGGUGAUGAUUUGGUUGAUAUUUAUAAAUGUUUGAAGUUUAGCUAUGACUUUCUGAAGGAUAAAAAAGCCGAGGGACUUUUCCUCUUAUGUUCUACAUUCCCAGAAGAUGCAGAAAUUUCAACAGAAGUUCUAACCAGGCUUGGCAUAGGAGUUGGCCUUUUAGGGGAUGAUUAUGGUAGUUACAAUGAUGCUCGAAUUCAAGCAGUUGCAUCAAAAAAUAAACUCCUAGAUUCAUGUUUAUUGUUGGAGACAGAGGAAGGAGAUGUGAAAAUGCAUGACUUGGUUCGUGAAGUAGCACAAUUGAUAGCAAAGAAUGAGAUUAAGAUAGUAAAUUUUUCCAACAAAAGUCAAAAGUCACAAGUUGAAAGCGAUAAGAAAAUGAAAUAUUUGAUAUGCGAAGGAAAUCUUAAGGAUUUAUUUGCAUCUAAGUUUGAUGGUUCUGAACUUGAGAUUCUAAUUGGCGACAUGCAUAUGGAGGACAUUCUGCACAUCCCCAUUUCAUUCUUUGAAAAUAUUCCAAGGCUUCGUGUUUUGAAUUUAUCAUGCCAUAAUUCUUAUGAUCAUCCUCUAUCAUUACCACAAUCAAUGAAGCCAUUGUUGAAUAUUCGUUCUCUAUCAUUUGGAAAAGUUGAUUUGGGUGACAUUUCUGUUUUUGGAAGCCUGCAAAGUCUUGAGACUCUUGAGUUGAACUAUUGUGCAAUUAACGAACUUCCUCCCGAAAUUGAAAAACUAGAGAAUUUUAGAUUGUUGGAGUUGAAAAAUUGUGAAAUUAGAAAUAAUAACCCAUUUGAAGUUAUCCAAAGAUGCCAAUUACUUGAAGAAUUGUACAUCUUGAAUAGUUUCAUUGAUUCUUGUAAGGAAAUAACCUUACCAACAUUGCAAAGGUAUCAUCUCAGCAGCUAUUUCUGCGAUUAUGAUUAUAUGAUGAAAGAUACAAUAUCAAGAUGUGUGUCUUUGAAAUGGGAUUAUUUCUCAGAAGCAACAUUAAAGUAUGUGAUGGAAACAACAGAGCUUCUUCAUUUGGAAGGAACCGACAAGGGAUGGAGAAAUCUCAUGCCUGGGAUUGUUCCUAUAGAUAAUGGUAUGAAUUAUCUAAUUAAACUUGUUUUGAAAAAACUUCAUCAAGUACAGUACCUGGUAGACACGAAACAUAAUAAUUCUGAAGUACCAAGUGUCUUCUCCAAGUUGGUUGUACUAGAACUCAAGGAAAUGAAGAAUUUGGAAGAAUUAUGCAAUGGUCCCAUCUUCUUUGACUCUAUGAACAAUUUAGAGGAGCUAACUAUCUUGAAAUGUGGAAUUUUGCGAAGCUUGUUUAAAUGCAGCAUAAAUUUCUGCAAUCUAAAGAACGUGACCUUAUAUUCAUGUUGUAUGUUGGUUUCUGUUUUUGAUAUGUCAACUUCUCGAGGCUGCCGCUGUUGGAGAAAUUGGACAUAUAUGAUUGUGAGCAGUUGGAAAACAUAAUUACAACUGAAUGUGAAGAAAUAGUUGCCGCUGAUAA
Messenger RNA from Medicago truncatula (barrel medic), 2785 nucleotides. Its product is annotated as disease resistance protein At4g27190. Gene Ontology annotation, molecular function: ADP binding. The record is from RefSeq and is a predicted model, not a curated record. Bases 172 to 2748 code for a protein of 858 amino acids. NCBI's taxonomy places the organism in Eukaryota, Viridiplantae, Streptophyta, Magnoliopsida, Fabales, Fabaceae. The transcript is spliced from 2 exons.